This is a messenger RNA of Papaver somniferum (opium poppy), 1143 nucleotides long. Its product is annotated as mitochondrial import receptor subunit TOM20-like. Lineage: Eukaryota; Viridiplantae; Streptophyta; Magnoliopsida; Ranunculales; Papaveraceae. Gene Ontology annotation, molecular function: protein binding. Bases 158 to 607 code for a protein of 149 amino acids. The record is from RefSeq and is a predicted model, not a curated record. Gene Ontology annotation, cellular component: mitochondrial outer membrane translocase complex. The transcript has 5 exons. Gene Ontology annotation, biological process: protein insertion into mitochondrial outer membrane.
GGUGGGUUUUCCACCGUCAGAAACUUCUACACUUAUUAAAAACAGUUUAAAUAAGAAAUUCUGCAAGACGAAACGAAACGAAACCUAACACUUUCAGAAAAAAGAAAUUUUAGGGGAAAACCAAACCAUCAAGAAGAAUUAGGGUAAAAGCACGGAGAUGAAGACUAAGGAUUAUUCCGAAUACGAUCUAGAUCACACUUUUGAUCCUGAUGAUUCCGAUGAUAUCACUAGAUGGGGAGUAUUAUUAUUGAAAUUAACACAAUUUCAACCUGACGCCGAAUCGAAGACCAAUGCCAUAGUAGCGGCUAUAUCCAAACUUGAGCACUCACUGGUUAAAGAUCCAUUUAACCCCAAUACAGUAUGGUGGUUGGGUAACGCCUAUAAGGAGCGUGGAUUAAUUACUCCUGACUACAAUGUAGCUGCAAUUUAUUUUGAUAGAGCGAUUGAAUUUUAUGAAUUAGCAUUAAUGGAGGAACCAGAGGAUCAAAUAUAUCUCAAGUCUUUGGAAUCAAUUGUUGAGGUAAAGACAUGUUUAGCCCAACAGGCAGCAGGAGCAAAAAACUCUUCCACUUCAUAUGCAGAGGAAACUACAAAGGCUGCAGAAUAGUAUCCGGACAAGUAAGAGAAGCAGAGGAAGCGGAAAGUCUUGCGUUUUUUGAAGCUGUGAGAUGGAUCAAAACUCAAGGCCUUUCAACUGUCUGCUUAAGAGGAGAUGCAAAAAAAGUAGUUUCUUCUUUGACCUUCUUUAAACUAAUGACCAGAUUAGCUGGUUUAAUGAAACAGUUCUAGAUGAUUGUCUGUCGUUAUUAGUGUUUGUCUUUCUUUAAAGUUGCUUUUAUUGGUAGGGAUCUUAAUGCUGUAGCUGUUUAGUAGGAAGUUCAAUGUCACAGGUGAAUGGGUUAAGUCUGUACCCCCAUUUCAUACCAUAAACUCUUUUAUUUUGGAAUCUCCCAGUUAUGCCCGUGCAUUACUUUUUAGGUUGAAUUGUUCUUCAUAUUGAAAUCAUGCAUGGGUUGUAUUUUCAAGAAAUCAGGUUUCUCCAUCCUCAGGAAUCGGGAAGAAUGAUUUGCAAGGCCGUCAGAUUUAUUGGUGUUAGAAAUAUAUAAUGUGACUCAGUCGGGGAUCACCCUUUUUUAUUGUUUU